AUGGCGGCCAUGAACGCGCGGCAGCUGGCGCAUGCGCAGGCCCAGGCCCAGGCGCAGGCCCAUGCCCAGUUGGUGGCACAGCAGCAGUAUGCUGGCCCCCCUAUCUACCUCACGGUGUCCUUGAUGAGUGGGCAGCAGCAAGGCAUCCGUUGCGAGAUUUCGUGGACAGUGAACGAAGUCCGCCGGCGAGCGCAACAGAAGUUGAAGACGGGACUGCAGACCCUCUUCUCCAAGGAUCGCGAGCUUUGUGGCCGCAUGACACUACGAGAGGCUGGCGUGCAGGAUAAGGACGUCCUGCAAGCCAUGGCGCGCAGCGCGCAGAUCUACGCCAGUCGCUGGUCCAAGGCCUUCGCAGUGAGGAAGGCAGAUGGAUCGGUGGUGACCUGGGGUGACAGCGAUUGCGGGGGCGACAGCUCGCACGUGCAAGAGCAGCUUACGGAUGUCACGCAGAUCGCCACCACGGAGGGCGCCUUCGCGGCCCUCACGGCCGAUGAGUCCGUCGUUUGCUGGGGACACCGCCAGUGGGGCGGGGACUGCCAGCAGGUCCAGAAGUACCUGCAGAACGUCAAGCAGAUCAAGGGCACGAACUUCGCCUUCGCGGCCGUGCGCUCCGACGCAUCGGUCCUGACUUGGGGCUUCGGCUUGUGCGGUGGGGACAGCACCUCGGUGCACAACUCGCUGCGCAACGUGAACUCACUACACGCCACCGCCGGGGCUUUCGCGGCACUUCGCCGGGAUGGGACCGUGGUCUGCUGGGGGCACCGAAGGCAUGGUGGAGACUGCAAGGCGGUCCAGGGUUACCUCUGCAAGGUGGAUCGGAUUCGAGCGUCGGAGGCCGCUUUCGCAGCGAUUCGUUCAGACAACACGGUCAUCGCCUGGGGAGAUCCUGACCUAGGUGGUGACUGCAGCAGGGUGUCAGAACAAUUGCGUGACGUCGUGGAGAUCGCCGCCACAAGCCGAGCUUUUGCUGCCAGGAAGCGCGACGGCAGCGUGGUCACCUGGGGAUUUGAGCAGUAUGGUGGAGACAGCAGCUCGGUCCAAAGCAAGCUCAAGGGCAUCCAGUACAUUGCAAGCACUGGCACCUCCUUUGCCGCCAAGCGCUCCGACGGCAGGGUGGUGACUUGGGGCUUCAGUGAGUACGGUGGAAACAGCCAAGCCAUCGAAGCAAAGUUGGUCCAGGUCUCUCAAAUCGAGGGCUCAACCGGUGCCUUCGCAGCUCUCCGUCUUGACGGCACCGUUGUCUGCUGGGGAGAUCCCCUGUGUGGUGGCGACUGUAGCCAGGUGCAGAACCAACUCGUCGAAGUGACCUCCAUCACGGCAUCCUAUGGCGCUUUCGCGGCCAUCAAGGCAAACGGACAGGUCAUCACCUGGGGCGGCGACCACUUCGGCGGCGACAGCUCGCACGUCAAAGACCACCUCCUGGAUGUGAACAGCGUCAAGGGCGAGCCUGGCAAGAACUACGGCGGUGACAUCGCCGCGCGCUAUGAGGUUCCGAGGGCGCACCCUGGCCAGUGA
Messenger RNA from Symbiodinium natans, 1515 nucleotides. The record is from the annotation of a GenBank genome assembly. Lineage: Eukaryota; Dinophyceae; Suessiales; Symbiodiniaceae.